Meira miltonrushii is the source of this 689-nucleotide messenger RNA. RefSeq lists its product as uncharacterized. The coding region runs from base 1 to 339 and encodes 112 amino acids. The transcript is spliced from 4 exons. Gene Ontology annotation, cellular component: mitochondrion. The record is from RefSeq and is a predicted model, not a curated record. Lineage: Eukaryota; Fungi; Basidiomycota; Exobasidiomycetes; Exobasidiales; Brachybasidiaceae. Gene Ontology annotation, biological process: mitochondrial respiratory chain complex IV assembly.
AUGAACUCUUGCAGAGCGAUUAGGGAUGAAUUAGCAGCUUGUUUAAGCCAAAGCGAAUGCGUUCAAAGCGGUAAAUCAGGUCAAGAUUGUCUAAGGAAUCAUAUGGACGAACUACCGGAAGAUUGUCAAGCAGUAUACAAGAGCUAUGUUCAUUGCCGUAGAGGGUUGCUAGAUAUGCGGAAAAGAUUCCGUGGAAAUGCUCCGGCAACAACAGCUGGAAAUCCAGCACCAGGUGGAACAAGCACAGUCGCUUCUUCAGCCGCAACUUUGAACGAACAGAGUUCCGCCAGAUCCGCCAAUGAUCCCUCUUCUGGUUUGAGCCCUGAACAAGCUGAAUAAUUGGUCAUCACCACACUGUAUAAUUAGCAAUCACACCUCUUCCCAAUACUAGAUGCAAGUGCUGCGAAAUCGCGAAAGAUAUAAAUUGCGAAAAGGAAUGUUUAGACAGGAUCAUACAUGCAGAGGUGGAAAGUGAAUGUGCACGAAAUGACACACUUCUAGAAACCCUUUGCGUAAUUACCUGAAGUGUAAAAGUCUUGUAAUUGUUUGACAAUCUUUUCGAGUGCGUCUAACCAUUUAUGCAAUUCAACAUCGACCUUUUCGGGAGGAGAGCCAAGUUUAGCAAAAAAGUCUUGACGAUAAGGACAAGCUUUCAUUGCGAGUGCGAAAGCUCCUUUGACGACGAAGUU